This is a messenger RNA of Fimicolochytrium jonesii, 1859 nucleotides long. RefSeq lists its product as uncharacterized. Bases 244 to 1632 code for a protein of 462 amino acids. Gene Ontology annotation, biological process: CENP-A containing chromatin assembly; DNA replication-dependent chromatin assembly. Gene Ontology annotation, cellular component: nucleoplasm. The record is from RefSeq and is a predicted model, not a curated record. Gene Ontology annotation, molecular function: histone binding. Lineage: Eukaryota; Fungi; Chytridiomycota; Chytridiomycetes; Spizellomycetales; Powellomycetaceae. The transcript has 5 exons.
CGGACAUUCGGCACAGGCACUCCAUUUGCGUCUGGUUUUCCUGCCCUCAAACAAAACGCUUCCAACGCUCCUUCUUUACCCAAAUUCCUCUUUGAACCUAUUCCUUCACAGCCAAGGUUUGUCUGUCACUGCAUCGUCUCGGUACAGCAUUUGCAAUUCCAACCAAAAGACCCGUCGACCAUUCCAUUUUCAGCUCCUCGCCGUUCCCAAGGAGCUCCAUAUAUCCCUCCCCUAUACCGUACGAUGACCUCUGACCAAAUGCCGUCCGAGCCCACUACUGGCGACGCCGAGCUUCAAGGAACCACUGCGUCUGAGACUGGAAAAGCGUCCGUGGAAAGCGACAGUACCAAGCGGCCAACGUCGGCAGGCGCCAUCGCUAGCAGCAGCAAGUUUGACUAUGUUUUCGACGAUGCUGAGAACUCAGACGAGGCCGAGGGGUUUGAACACGAUGACAUACCUUCUGUUGCCGAUGCAUUGGGGAUGAUUGACGAGGCGGAGGGUCUCUUCAAGCAGAAGAACUAUGAGGGUGCCGCGGAGUUGUCAAGCACUGCUGUGGCUACUUUGUCAGCCACGUAUGGAGACGGCGCUCCAGAAUGCGCUGCGGCUCUACAGCUGUAUGGCAUGGCACUCUAUCACGUCGCUGCGGAACGAGGCUCAAUCUUCGCCGGGAAGGAGGAGCCAACUGUGCUGGAUCCAGAAGCUGCCGAGGCGGCUGCCGCAGCUCUGGCCGAGAUGAUGAAGAAAGGCGCCAGCCGAUUCGUGUUCCAGGGCGAUGGGGACGAUGAAGUUCUCACAUCGGAAGAGACGCCAAAGGGAAACGCCACCAAUAGUGCGAGUGGCAGCUCAAGCAAAGCAGGUCCAUCUGCAAGUACCGAUGUCGGAGCCGAUGAUGCCGACAACAUUGACGACCUGGAACUGGCCUACGAAAUUCUCACAGUUGCUGCAACUGCCUACCUGGCAUCUCCUUCUGACGACAACAUGCCGAAGCUGGCUGAGGUGUAUUUGUACCUGGGCCACUACCACCUGGAAAACGACCGUCCGGAAGAAGCGAGCGCUGAGUAUGCCAAGUGUUUGGACCUCAAGCUGCACCAUCUCAACUCCAGCCCUACCCGCACUCGCGAAAUCGCCGCAGCUCGAUACUUCUACAGCAUCACACUUGAAGCAACAGGAAAGUACGAUAGCGCGCGAGAACAAGUCCAGUUAUCCAUCGAAGCCGUACAAGAACGAUUGGACGCUUUGAAACAGACGAUGACCAACGGAGGCGUGCAGGCGGCGGGAAGCGAUAAAGGCAAGGACAAGGCAUCGUCCUCUGCGCAUCUAUCAGAAGUAUCACCGGCAGAGGAGAUUCAGGAACUCUCGGAAUUGAAGCUGGAUCUCGAAGCGAAAUCGGAGGAGCUUGCCAACAAAAAAGCUCAGCUUGCCGAGGCAUCCGCCAUCCUCCGCUCAAAUUUGGAAGGCGAAUCGUCGUCGUCAGCCCCCAAGGCGGAUGGAGCAUCUACUCGCCCUGCAUCGUCGGGUCCUGUGACAGAUAUCAGCAGCCUCGUCAAGAAGAGGAAAGCUAGUCCCGCAAGCACGCAAGAUGCUGAUGUAUCCAAGAAAUUGAAGACAGAAGAAACAACCGGCGAGAAAUAGGAGAGGCCUAUGGUUAAUGACAUAGCAGAGUCGCUUCCGGCAGAACUAGCAUCGUUAUUGUUUUAAGUAUGUAGGACGAACUACCGCAACGAAGCUGGGUGAGGGGUGUUUCAACCAGUAGCGUCCGCGUUCGUACACUUCGAAAGCGCUUGGUACUGGCACCGUAAAUAUUAUCCCGGCUACUCUUUACUAUUUUGGACGGUAAAAAGUCACGGUAUUACCAUCCG